AUGACGUGUGAAGAAAUUGCAGAAUUGAAACAGAGGUUAGCAGCAGAAUUCGAGAUAAAAGAUCUUGGGAAUCUGAGAUAUUUCCUAGGACUAGAGAUUGCUAGAUCCCCUAAAGGUAUUAGUGUGUCACAAAGAAAAUACACUAUGGACCUUUUAAAGGAGACAGGGUUGUUAGGAGCUAGACCAGCUGAGACUCCUAUGGAACUAAACUAUAAACUCGAGAUUACAACCAGAUGGGAAGGCUACCAACAAGGAGCGUUACCAAAAAUUGGUGGGCAAACUCAUAUAACCUAUCCAUACCAGACCGGAUAUCUCUUAUGCAGUAGGGGGUGUGAGUCAAUUUAUAGUAAACCUCAAAAGAGCACACAUGGAAGCCAUAUACCGAAUCCUCAGACCUCUACUACGGGCUACUGUACUUUUGUGUGGGGCAACCUAGUAACAUGGAGGAGUAAGAAACAACCUGUUGUAUCUAGAAGUUCUGCAGAGGCAGAAUAUAGAGCUUUAGCUCUUGGAAUCUGUGAAGGAAUGUGUGGGUUGUACGGCUACUGCAGGAACUUGGGUUAG
This is a messenger RNA of Neltuma alba, 564 nucleotides long. RefSeq lists its product as uncharacterized. The transcript has 2 exons. The record is from RefSeq and is a predicted model, not a curated record. NCBI's taxonomy places the organism in Eukaryota, Viridiplantae, Streptophyta, Magnoliopsida, Fabales, Fabaceae. The coding region runs from base 1 to 564 and encodes 187 amino acids.